This is a messenger RNA of Fraxinus pennsylvanica, 1611 nucleotides long. NCBI's taxonomy places the organism in Eukaryota, Viridiplantae, Streptophyta, Magnoliopsida, Lamiales, Oleaceae. The record is from the annotation of a GenBank genome assembly.
AUGUUCAAAUCAAAUUUCUACCUCAAAACCCUGAAAUCCCAUCUUCGAAACCCCAGUUUUCAUCCACGUCUUUCGUUUUUGCACAGUCCUGCCUCAAAGAAAUCUUCACUCUCUAACCCUGCAAUUCAAUUUAUCCUAGAUGAAGCUCAAGAAUGUGGAAAUUCGAAACCUCCAAGCUCAAGAAUCCGGACCAAUUUAUCUGCAAAAAAUGGGGAAAAAAUAUUGCCACUUAAAAAUCGUGGCGACACUUCUAAGUUUCAGAUUUCGCAUCCAUGGCCUGAAUGGGUGAACUUAAUGGAAAAGCUAUUGAAGAAUGGGUAUUUUGAGGGAAUUGGAAACCCUUUUGGGAGUAAAGAUGAAAUGGGUCCCAAAGAGGCAAAUGUAAUAAGGACUGCUUGUUUGAAUUUUGCCCGAGACAACUGUCAUCUUAUAAGAUACUUGUCUCGGGAAGAUAUUCUGGUGGUUGCAGCAUCUGGAUGCCCAAGUACAGAUAGGAAAGUUGUUAACUCUGGAAAACGUCUAAGAGCUCAUGUGGGAGUUGAUGAAGGAAAUGCAUGCAGUUCCUGCAUAUUAAGGGGAGAUUGCGAAAGGGCAUAUGUCAUGGCACGUGAGGAUGAAGGUGGUAGGACUGUGGAUGUCAUGCGCUUUGUGUUGGCAUAUGGGCUUGAUCCUGUAUAUUGCUCGGUGGAGAAUAAGCCAUGCUUGAACAAAAGGGUUAAGGAAUCAGUAAGAAAAUUGUUGAAAGAAAUGAUGGACUUGAGGGCUGAGGAAUGUGAUGCUGAACCGCCGAGAGUGACUACCUCUAAAUGGGACUCAUCUAUAGAAGGAAAUGAUGUUGAACAAGAAAGGAUCCAUAACCAGGUUCCAAUGAAGCAAGGCGACUGGAUUUGCCCCAAGUGCCAAUUCCUAAAUUUUGCUCGGAAUGUCAAGUGUUUACGUUGUGAUGGCUUAUUUCAAGAAAGACUAAGAAAGUUAUCAGAAGCACAGGAUCAUCUUCCACCUAAGAAGGGAGACUGGAUGUGUGAUAAAUGCAAUUUUUUGAAUUUUGCUAGAAAUACAAGGUGUUUGCAGUGUAAAGAGAAGCCUCCAAAGAGGCAACUUAAUCCUGGGGAAUGGGAAUGUGAAUCGUGCAACUACAUCAAUUUCAGAAGAAACAUGUUAUGUCUGAAAUGCGAUCACAGAAGACCGAUAGCAUCACAUGCUGUUGGCAAUUCCUCUCAGCCUGUAAGUAAUGCUGUAAACAAUCAUCAGAUGCAGAAUUGGUUUGGGCAACUAAGUAGGGAUGAAGGUGUUAAUUCACGGAAAUUUGUAGAAAGUCACGGUAAAUAUCACGCUGGUUCAAACUCAUGGAAUCAGGUGCCUGAAUAUGUUGAAUUUCCGGUCAUUGGUGGAAAGAGUGAUUUGUCCCGUAAUGUGCAAAAGCAAGAGAUGUGGAAAAUGGAAAUGGCUGGCAAAAGCAGAAUUGCUUCCCGUGCAAGGGAAAAUGCUGGUGAAUUCAAUUCGAUUCAGGUAAAGAAUGAGUUUUUUGGGUCUGAUGAUGAUGAUGAAAUGGCUGACUGGUUCGGGCAUGGAAAAGAUCAAGUUGUUGGGGAUGAUGGUUUCAGCCCUUGA